GUUGAAAAGACAACUGACUACCCUUCCGCUGAAUACUCUCUGGUGGAGGAUGUAGCCCUCCACUUCACGUGUUUGAUGGACAGACUGAACGAGCAGCGCCUGUUUCAGCCGGACCUGUGCGACGUGGACAUCGUCCUAGUUCAGCAGAAGAGCAUCUUCCCCGCCCACAAGGGGGUCCUUGCCGCGUACAGCCAGUUCUUCCACUCUCUCUUCACCCAGAACAAACAGCUGCAGCGGGUAGAGCUCUCCCUGGAGGCCUUGACUUCCCAAGGCCUCCAGCAGAUCCUCAACUUCAUCUACACCUCCAAGCUGCUGGUGAACGCCUGCAAUGUGCAGGACGUCCUGAACGCCGCUGCCGUGCUGCAGAUGAACAACAUCGCCUCCUCCUGCCAGGAGCUCAUCAACACCAGAUCCCUCAGCCUGGCCAUGGCCAGCGACAUGGCCCUGCCCCCCGACGCCUGUGGCAACUCUGUCCCCCCGCAGUACUACUGUGAGAUUAAGCAAGAGGUGGACUCUCUGCACCCCAAGAUCUACGCCCGGGAAGGAAACGAUCCCUACUCAGUGCGAGUAGAGGACAGAAUGGGUGGAGACGGCAACCAGCACCUCCCGGCUGUGGCUGCCAAGCAGUAUUACAAGGAGGAGAAGGACAGUGGCCUGGCCACCAUGUGUAAGAUGGAGGGCGGGGAGUCUGAGGAGGAUCUGGACAGCCAGAGCUCUUACAACCGGGAGCAGAUCAUUGUGGAGGUGAACCUCAACAACCAAACCCUCAAUGUCUCCAAGGGGAUGGAAGGGAAGCCCACCGCCAACGAAGCUGCUGCCGUGAUCAGCCGACCGGACGGGGAUGGACGUGACACCGAGGAGGAAGGGGAGGAGGAAAACGAGGAAGCGGGGGAGGAGGAGGAGGACGCUGAGGUGGGGGAGGAGGAAGAGGAGGAGCACAGUGAAGAGGAAGACCUGGAGGAGACCACCGAGGAGGAGGAGGAAGAGGAAGACGACGAAGAGGCGUCCGAAGUGAAAAGGGAAAAAUCUGGGCAGCCCCGCAGGGGGAGCAGGUCGUCCAAGGCCACCAAGUCCACCAUGUCCACCCGGUCCCAGGAUCUGGCCAAGGUGGUGGAGGAAGAGGAGGGCCAGCGUGGGAGGAAGAGGAAAAAGGAGCAGGAUGGGCUGGGCCCGAAAGUCAAGCUGGAAGAGAAGCAGCACUACCCCUGCAAGAAGUGCCCCCGCGUCUUCAACAACCGCUGGUACUUGGAGAAGCACAUGAACGUCACCCACAGCCGCAUGCAGAUCUGCGACAAGUGCGGCAAGCGCUUCCUGCUGGAGAGCGAGCUCCUGCUGCACCAUCAGACGGACUGCGAGAAGAACAUCCAGUGUGUGACAUGCGGGAAAGCAUUUAAGAAACUCUGGUCUCUGCACGAACACAAUAAAAUUGUCCAUGGCUACGCGGAGAAGAAGUUCUCCUGUGAAAUCUGCGAGAAGAAAUUCUACACCAUGGCACAUGUUCGGAAACACAUGGUUGCUCACACCAAGGAUAUGCCGUUCACAUGUGAGACGUGUGGGAAGUCGUUCAAACGCAGCAUGUCCCUGAAAGUCCAUUCUCUUCAGCACUCCGGGGAAAAGCCUUUUAAAUGUGAGAACUGCAACGAGCGAUUCCAGUACAAGUAUCAGCUGCGCUCUCACAUGAGCAUCCACAUCGGACACAAGCAGUUCAUGUGCCAGUGGUGCGGGAAGGACUUCAACAUGAAACAGUAUUUCGAUGAGCACAUGAAAACGCACACGGGUGAGAAGCCCUACAUCUGCGAGAUCUGCGGCAAGAGCUUCACCAGCCGCCCCAACAUGAAGCGCCACCGCCGGACCCACACGGGAGAAAAGCCCUACCCCUGCGACGUGUGCGGCCAGCGUUUCCGCUUCUCCAACAUGCUCAAGGCCCACAAGGAGAAGUGCUUCCGGGUCAGCAACCCCCUGGCUUCGGACACCACCAACCCCGCCAACAACGGCGGCGGCCUCUCCGCUCCCCAGGGUGCCCCCUCGCCUCACUCACUCACUUUGCCACUGCUCCACCCCCUCCCCCCUCCUCCUCACCUACCGCCACCGCCUCCCCUGUUCCCAGCCGGGCGGGUCAAUUCGAACAACUAG
Molecule: messenger RNA, 2133 nt
Organism: Emys orbicularis (European pond turtle)
Lineage: Eukaryota; Metazoa; Chordata; Testudines; Emydidae
Gene: ZBTB47
Product: zinc finger and BTB domain containing 47
Exons: 5
Coding region: 76-2133 (685 amino acids)
Biological process (GO): regulation of transcription by RNA polymerase II
Cellular component (GO): nucleus
Molecular function (GO): DNA-binding transcription factor activity, RNA polymerase II-specific; protein binding
Source: RefSeq, a predicted model, not a curated record